Molecule: messenger RNA, 1003 nt
Organism: Syngnathoides biaculeatus (alligator pipefish)
Lineage: Eukaryota; Metazoa; Chordata; Actinopteri; Syngnathiformes; Syngnathidae
Gene: gatd1
Product: glutamine amidotransferase class 1 domain containing 1
Exons: 8
Coding region: 134-775 (213 amino acids)
Source: RefSeq, a predicted model, not a curated record
GUCUUGAGGCGGAUGUUUUGGUCAGCUGAUCUCGGUUCCUCCGUGCUAGGCUUCCUGUCAUCUGCACGUUGAUUUGCUUCAGUAGUCAAUUUUAAGAAACGUUUUAAGGUCACGUGAGCUGAAAAUUAAAAGAAUGUCUGCAAAGCCGAUGUGUUUGAUUGUGUUGAGCGCUUCUCCCCAAGGAGUGUCAGCCAAGUCUUUCCAGCAGUGCGUCAAUCUUUGCUCUUCGGUGUUCAACCUCCAGACAGCCACGCCGGCGGGCAAGCCAAUCGAUUUCGUUGGGGUGGACGACAGCACGUCCAGAUGGGUGCAGGACUUCAACAUGAAACCUUACGCAACCCCUGCCAAACUUGAAUCCAUCGAUGGUGCCCGCUACCAGGCUCUGCUAAUCCCCGACUGUCCUGGAGCGUCACGCGACCUGGCACACAGCGGCUCCCUGCACAGGAUUCUGUCCCACUUCAUCUCUCAGCAGAAGCCCGUGUGUGCAGUCGGACAAGGAGUGUCGGCGCUGUGUUGCGCCGCGGAGGCAAACGGGUGGAUCUUCAACGGGUACAGUAUGACUGGGCCGUCAGUGUUUGAACUGGUGCGGAGGGCCGACUUUGCCAACCUGCCUCUGAUCGUGGAAGACUUUGUGAAGGACAGCGCCGGCUCCUACACAGCGAGCCAAGAGGACGCCGUGCACGUUGUCGCCGACAGACACCUGAUAACAGGGCAGAACACGCAGUCCACGUGGCUUGCCGUUAACAAUUUAAUUCUGCUCGCUAGCGCCAAGUGAGUUUACCUGUGGUUGCCACCUGUUAUGCUCUAGCGGGGGCUGUCGCCGGUUCUGAAAGCAACGUUUUUGUCCUUCAGCGUUCACCUCUUUAGUCGUCCAGGGUUUCUGGUUGGGGUAAACCCAGAUGCGUUUUUGCACUGUGACCAUGUCCGUACAGUUCCUGGUGUAACGCAGUUCAGUGUUUGUAAAUACAUCCAGGUCCUAAUCCUUAAAGGUAUCCCAAUCAGU